AUGUUACAUGACUGGCUUCUGGGAAGCAAGCGAAGCAAGAAAACCAACUACCAUAUCUGCAAGUCGUUGAACUAUUUGAACGAGAACAUUGCGUCCAAGGAAAUGGCAAUCGCCGACUCAACAGUAGCCACAAUCGUGACUAUGAGCAUGGUGGCGGAGAUGUUCGGAGAUCAUGCGGCAUCAGCUGCGCAUGUUGCUGGUCUCCGGCAAAUAGUCAAGCUAAGAGGCGGGAUUGAGAGCUUUAGGCAUAACUUACAGCUCUUUGCAAAGAUAUGCCGAAAGCUUACUCAGAUCAGCGUUGAUAUCGGUUGGUCUCUCAUCACGGGAGAAAGACCGGAGUACUUCAGCGAUAACCUUUCCUACGAGCCGGCAUUCGCCUCUACUCUAGGUCCUUCACCCGGGGGAGUUACACCCUCACAAGGGCCCUCUCCUAUACGAAACUUUGUUGAGUCUCUUGAUCUCCGACUGGGCUACAUAUUCCAAGAUCUACAAGACUUUUCUGCCAUGGUGAAAAUCUUGUUCCGAAAACAGAAGAUAGACCCUAUCAAGUUUCAACAACUCAUGACUUCCAUCCAGUAUCGGCUGCUCUACCUAGAGCUGGACAACAAUACCGUGGCGGAAGCUUUGCGUCUGGCCAUGCUCGGCUUCAUUGCGACACUCUAUCUCCACAUUCUAGGUGCCAGAUUGCGGUUCGUCUGGUUAUCAAACAGGCUUCGGGAGACGCUACAGGCAGUCGACCUGUCGCGAGCGGAAACACCUUCAUCGAGACUCCUACUAGCCUGGAUACUAGUCAUCGGGUCUACGGCCGUGUUCGAUGACAACGACGAUGUAUGGCUGUUACCAAAGCUGGCUUCACUGCGCAAUCCACUCGGAACAACCUGGCCAAAAGCAAAGGAGAAUCUCGCAAAAGUCCUGUGGAUUGAUAACAUCCACGAUGCGAAGGGUGUGAAUGUCUUCGAAAAGUUGGUGCUGCACGUGGCUCAAAUCCCUUCUGCCAAUGAGGGAGCCGAGUCGGAAGACGUCGACGUUCUUUUCGAACUUUCCGAUCAAUCCUAUCAAGUCCUCCAUCGCAUGACUGCCGAAAAAGAACGCGUGUCAACAUGA
Colletotrichum chrysophilum is the source of this 1104-nucleotide messenger RNA. RefSeq lists its product as uncharacterized. Bases 1 to 1104 code for a protein of 367 amino acids. The record is from RefSeq and is a predicted model, not a curated record. The transcript is spliced from 2 exons. NCBI's taxonomy places the organism in Eukaryota, Fungi, Ascomycota, Sordariomycetes, Glomerellales, Glomerellaceae.